Saccoglossus kowalevskii is the source of this 822-nucleotide messenger RNA. Its product is annotated as glycine N-acyltransferase-like. Gene Ontology annotation, cellular component: mitochondrion. NCBI's taxonomy places the organism in Eukaryota, Metazoa, Hemichordata, Enteropneusta, Harrimaniidae. Gene Ontology annotation, molecular function: glycine N-acyltransferase activity. The record is from RefSeq and is a predicted model, not a curated record.
GCUUUUUAGCAACUUCAUCAAAAGUGUUAUCAGCAGUAACCAUAGUAACUGUUAUGGCUUAUUUACUGGAAUUCAACAAAAUACCUGAACUGCAGAAAGUAGUGCCUGCUUCCUCACUUGUUUACUCUAUGUUACAUAACUGUUACAAGAAUAACAACAAAUGGCCAAUUCUUGAUAUUUUUAUAGAUGAUCUUGAUAUCAAGAAAAUAACUAGUGUGGUCUGUCAUGAAUAUUCAUAUAACGAAGAGAAGGGAAUAUAUUUUUAUUUCUUGUAUUCAACCAAUCCAGCAAAUCUAAAACAGUUAUUACAACAAACUGGUGUGGUUGAGUGGAAUGCACGAAUAAUAAAAUCAGCUGGUGACACUCUCUCAUUUGAAGUGAUGAAGCAGCUCUGCAGAGAACAUGGACUACUAAAUAAAGAACCAACAUAUUUUUGUCACCAAUAUAUAUUGACAGACCAAGACAGACUCAAGAACUUCAUUACAAAAAUGGUCUUGCCAGAAAAGUUUAAAAUUGCACCAUUGCAGAUGGAUCAUGCAAAACUUUUACACAGCAAAUGGAUGUAUGCAGAGCCACCACCGUUGCAAAGAUUUGAAAACCUAAUCAAGUACCAGCCAACUUUAGCAAUUUACAAUGAAAAACAACAACCAAUAUCAUGGGGUGCAAUUAAAGAGUUCGGAGAUAUUGGGUUUACACAAACUUUGCCAGAGUAUCAACGACAAAGUUUGGCUAGUAUAGUGACAGCAAAUUUAGCAAGACAGUCAUUACAAAAUGGAGUUCAACUGUGUGUUGUCAUCUCAGAUUCAAAUGAAGCUUCUAAAG